GUGAUCGUGCAGCGCUGCCUGGCCGGGCGCUCCCUGACCCACGUUCGCGCUGGCUGCGUCGUCUGUGGCUACCUCAAGGUGCUGCCCAUGUUCCUCAUGGUCCUGCCUGGCAUGGCCGCCAGAGUCCUCUUCCCAGAGGUCGUGGGCUGUGCUGACCCUCAGGGCUGUUCCCAAGCCUGUGGAUCUCCCGUGGGAUGUUCCAAUGUGGCUUAUCCUCGACUCGUCCUCGGCCUCCUCCCCCCAGGCCUGAGGGGGUUGAUGUUGGCUGUUGUCCUUGCUGCUCUCAUGUCCUCCUUGGCCUCCAUCUUUGCCAGUUCUGGGGCCCUUUUCACCCUUGACGUCUACCAGAGGUUGAGACCUCGAGCAGGACCAAAACAUCUGCUAAUGGCUGGAAGGGUGUGGAUUGUGGCCAUGGUGGGACUGAGCUUGGCUUGGCUUCCCGUGGUGGAAGCAGCUCGAGGUGGACAACUCUUUGACUACAUCCAGGCCAUCGCCAGCUACUUGGCCCCACCAGUGGCCGCUGUCUUCUUCUUGGCUGUGUUUGUCCCAAGGGUCAACGAGCCUGGAGCCUUUUGGGGUCUCAUUGCAGGUUUGGUUUUGGGCUUGGCCAGGUUGAUCCCGGAAUUUGCCUUGGGGACUGGAAGUUGUGGUGUCCCAGGGCGUUGUCCAUCCUUUGUUUGUGGUCUCCACUACCUUCACUUUGCUGUUGUCCUCUUCCUGGCCACCAGCAUCAUCAUCGUGGCUGUGUCCCUCUGCUAUCCACCCAUCCCACGCCACCACCUCCACAGGUUGGUCUAUAGUCUCCGGAAUAGUCAAGAGCCAAGGAUUGACCUGGACAGUCCCAAAGCUGGAAUAGGAGACAUCCAACUCCAGGGUGAGCAGGACCUCCAUGAGGACCUGGUCUGGAGGAGAGUGGUGGACAUCAACGCCUUGGUCCUCAUGGCUGUGGCUGUUUUCCUCUGGGGUUACUUUGCUUGA
Molecule: messenger RNA, 978 nt
Organism: Acanthisitta chloris (rifleman)
Lineage: Eukaryota; Metazoa; Chordata; Aves; Passeriformes; Acanthisittidae
Product: sodium/glucose cotransporter 2-like
Exons: 7
Biological process (GO): sodium ion transport; transmembrane transport
Cellular component (GO): plasma membrane
Molecular function (GO): D-glucose:sodium symporter activity
Source: RefSeq, a predicted model, not a curated record